CUUGGGAUUCGGGGUUUAGGAAGUGGCGAUGGCUGGUUAGGAAAUUAGGGUCGCCUCCGUCCUGCUCUGCAAGUUCCGAGGCGGUCGGAACUGGGCCAAGAGCAGGACGCCUGGGCUCUGUGGGCCCCCCACCCCGACGCAGCCUUUCUGAUGCGCCCCUUUUGGGGGUGGCGGAAGGUCGCGGUGCGGGGGAAGAGCGCUUGCUCUGCAGUCGGGGUCGGAGAGGUCUCCCUGUGUCACCCCGGGCAGCUCACCCCGUGUCUCGCGUGGAUUCCCCGGGCCUGGGCGGGGCCCAUUCUGAAGGAGCUUCCCAAACAGGGGGACAGAUGGGCGCUGGUCUUAAAGCUCUGAUCUGUUGGGCCUUGCGGAGGGCAAGGGAGGCCACAGUAGUGUUGGGCUUUGGGGGGGGCUAGCUCGGACUGAGACCGAGGAGAGAAAGGGACUAAACGUACAGUGCGAUUCAGGAAAUGUUUGUGCAACCAAUAACCGGUGCGAGACACAGCCUCUGGGCUGUCCUUAAUGGUGGAUAGAACACUGGACUUUCAAUCAGGGUUCUGGAUAUGGAAAAGACUGACACCAUUGAUUUUAAGGCUCUGGAGAAGGAGUUACAAGCUGCAGUAGCUGCUGAUGAGAAAUAUCAGAGAGAGAAUGCUGCCAAGUUCCGGGCCGUGGAACAGAAAGUGGCUUCCUAUGAAGAGUUCAGGGACAUUGUCCUUGCAUCACACCUGAAGCCUUUGGAGCGGAAGGACAAAAUGAAUAUCAAGAAGACAGUGCCUUGGAACUCUCUUGUGACAAGUACCACUGCCCAAAAAGGCAUCACUCAUGAGGAGAGCACUGAUAUUUCCCAGAAGGGAGAUUGUCAGCCUGAGACAUCAACAGAUUUCUACAGGACAUGGCGUCGCUGCCUGCAGAGUGGACCAGAGCGCUACCAGGCCCUGCUGCGGCUUGGGGGCCCCAGCCUGGGCCACCUUUUCCGGGCAGAUGUGGGGUUUGGACUUCUGGGCGAGCUGCUGGUGACACUGGCAGAGAAUUUUAAGCCAGCGGACUGUGCUGCUGUGCUGAGAAUCCUUCUUAGCCUGUCCAGGACUGGCCGUUUUGGCCUCAACUUGAACCUGCUGAGCAGUCCUGAGAGGGAGAGCUGCCAAAAAUUAUUUCAGAAACUCCAAGGUUCGGAUGUGACCAGGCCCACAGAGGAAGAACUGAGUCAUAGUGAGCAAGAGCUGCUGAGGCCGUACAGCAGGAAAGAUGGGCAUGAGAAACUCCUCCAGGAGCUCGCAGAGCUGUACCAAAUUGGCUAGGGGUGUUCUCUUUCUCAGGCUACAGGGCAAACCCACCUCGAUAGUGGGGGUUUGUUUUUUCCAGACAGCCCUUAAUAAUGCUGGCCAUCUUGCUGUCUGAUCCCAAAGUUUUCCUCUUCAUCUUGUCACUUCACAACUGUGACAAAAGGUUGUUUCAUCCAUCCUACCUUUAAGUAGCUCUGUUUAAGCUAUAUGACUCCAAACAGCCAAAGGCUCCUAUGGAAACAUUAGAAAAUCACAAAAAAUUUGGCUUCUCAUCCUUGAAACCUAUUAAAAAUGGCACUGUGGCCUGAAGAUUAAAAUCCUCCAUCCUAAUCCUAACCACCGAUUCAUGCAAACAGAGUUUUAAAAUCUAUGAUUAUAUUCAUUAAUGUCUACAAGGAUUCACUCCAUGCCAAUAAAGAUAUUUUAUUGAUA
This is a messenger RNA of Sarcophilus harrisii (Tasmanian devil), 1715 nucleotides long. RefSeq names its product coiled-coil domain containing 103 (gene DNAAF19). Gene Ontology annotation, cellular component: outer dynein arm. The coding region runs from base 561 to 1298 and encodes 245 amino acids. The record is from RefSeq and is a predicted model, not a curated record. The transcript has 4 exons. Gene Ontology annotation, biological process: epithelial cilium movement involved in extracellular fluid movement; inner dynein arm assembly; determination of left/right symmetry. NCBI's taxonomy places the organism in Eukaryota, Metazoa, Chordata, Mammalia, Dasyuromorphia, Dasyuridae.